UACGAGCACAAAGAUUCGUGACGUCAUCAAAUAUUCUACUUUCAGUUUUCAAGAACAUCAGCGAGUUUGAAAUCAGUUUGUGCUUCGUCGAAAUGUUAGAUGGCCAAUGGCUAGAUGUUUGUUUAUGAUGCGGUGUGUGUCUGCCCCAGAUCGAUUACUUUUCUUUCGUAUUGCCAGACAUUCAGUCGACAAUGGAUGUCCCGGGCUUACAGCUGCUGACACAUGCUUCAGACAAGUAAAGAAUUCUACUAGAAGAUAUCAUAUACUGUGCAAAAAAAGGGGUGAAAAACAUUUCGAUUCAUACUCAGUGAUGAAGAUGAUAUUAUCUAGGUUGUCAGGGAAAACAGCAAAUCAAAGUAUAUUAUCUCAUUUUACCUCAUACUCAUACCUCAGUGUAUAUAUAAACCAGAAAACAGCUCAUAGAAAUUUAAGCAGCUCUUUCAAAAAUACAGCAGCAAUCAAAGAUGAUAAUCAUGAUACUGAUUCAGACUCAGACGAGCAUAUAAAACCAGCUUUAGAUAGUGUUAUACCUUCUAUACCAACUCCCACACAUGUGGAUAUUAUACCUGGGAAGGGACCCCCACCAGAACCUCCUGUGGAUUGUUGUAUGAGUGGAUGUGCUAAUUGUGUGUGGAUACAGUAUGCGGAGGAGCUGAAGCAGUAUUACUCUCUAGAGAAAGGCAGUGAAAUGACAAAGAAAGCAAUAGAACAAAUAGAAAAUCCAGGGUUACAGAUGUUUCUGAAAUUAGAGCUCGGCUUGCUGUGAUAACUUGAUUAGUGCCUGUUUUUACUAGAGUUUUUAACAUAGUCUAUUACUGACACAAAUCAUUUGCACUGGUUUAAAUGCUUCUUUCUGUAUUCCACCUAAGUAGGAGACUAAAUGUGAGAAAUUAAGUAAAGUUUUAUAUUAUGUAAAAUUUUAGUCAUUUAACACUGUCUUGGCAUUAGUAACCAUUAAGUGUGUUAAGUAAAAGCAAGUUCAAGAACAAAAGAAAAGCUUUUCUGUUAUCAAUUAGUCAGAAUUGAUGAUCAGGCCUAUAACCACUUUACAAUGUAUUUUUGAUACAUUUUAAAAUUAGAAAAUUGAUAGAGCUUUAUAGGUGUUAUUGGUGCUGUAAUUGUUUUGUUAUGCAUGUAAAUGUACAUCACAUAAACAUACUUUUGCUUCUCAGCUUUUGAUUCAUAACUUUCAGACUACAAAAAAAUUUAACUUUAGUAGUUUAUGUAAAGGAAGCAUUUGACCCAUACAUUUUCUGUUCUGGUUGCAGGCUUGAUAAGAUUUUGUCUAAUGCUUACAUACAAAUUUACUGUUUCAUUCUAUGACAAACAGAAGAAUCUUUUAUAUCACUUCAGCUUUGAAGGGUUAUCCUUGAAGUUUAUGAACACAUUACUAAUAUAGAUCGAUUACAGUUACAUGUAUAUGUAAGGUGUAGCUUCUGUGAAGGACACCUUUCUUCAGAGACAGACUUUUUCCAUCUCCUUACUGGUUCGAGUCAUAAAUUCGACCACUUUUUGCGGUUUUUCAUAAUAUUUCUUUCUUUAUACAACGGAUUUGUACAAAAUUUCUAAUAUAUGUGCUAUAAAUCAAGCAGCAUUGAUUGUUAUCAUUAACAGCUGUUUACAAUAUGGUAAACAAUAAAACCGCGCUUAAAAUAAUGGACAGGUUUAGCCUCCACAUUUUACCUUCUAGAGGUUGUAAAUAUUCGUCCACUUUUAAACAUAAAGUUGAUUAUAUUUUCAACAUUGUCUUGGAAAUAAAUCGAUGCUACACCCAAAAUCGUUCUUUUUUCAACAAACUGCAGUCAAUUUUCAAUAGCAUACCUCGUGGGAAAUAUCUGCCAACAGAGAUUUAAAAAGCGCCUGUCAUCCUUCUCACACCCGCAUGAUGUAGUUUAAUAUUUACGUCACUGUUUAUUACACAUUCAAGAAUAAAACUGCUGUUAUUGUUACUUUUCGGGGGUGUUUUAACAGGAGAGAAAGCAUGUCUUAACAGAGAGAUUCUCGUGCUCACGUGCUGUUAUAACACCUUUUUGUACCCCCCGACAACAAAGUUGUAAUGGGGGGUUAAAUUGGUUUCAGGUUGUCUGUCUGUCCAUCCGUCCGUCUGUCUGUCCGAGCUCACAUUUGCAUACUUAGGUGGCUAUAGGAACAAUAGGUAACUGUACUUUCUCUUUGAUGUCAUUCAUUCCGUAAGGCUAUUAUGUGGCUAUUUUUCUUUUACGUGGCUAAAAGAACAAUAGAGAGAACAAAAGAGUAGCCACAUAAGUAUCCAUAUGUAGGAACGUCUGUCCGUAGACGCAAUCUUGUGCGCACCAUCUCUCCUCAUCCCCUUGACACAAUUUAAUGAAACUUCACACAAUUUAAUGAAACUUCACACAAGUGAUCAGUACCAACAGUAGUUGUGCAUGGGGCAUGUUAGGUUCUUUCAGAAAAAAAAUUGCAGAGUUAUGGCACCUUUAGUGAUAGCUCUAGUUACAUAUGCGUGUUCCGUGGCAAAGCGUAAACGUAUUACGACCCCAAAACGGAUAAUUCAAAAGGAAAUGACGUCAGCGUGAAAAAACAACGUAGACUUUACCGCGCAUUUCGUGGAAAUUUAAUGACGUUCAUUUACCUGUUUUUUUAUGCAUUUUAUGCUAGAAUAGCGUAAGCGCAUGUUCUUUUCCUGUUAUAACAACUUCAGAAUCCCUUGGGCCUCAGCAUAAUCGAGCGUGUGCAAUAACGUCACGCGACCCAUGAGACAAAAUAUUUGCUGUUUAGAGCACACAACUUAAGGUAUGGACAACUUUUUUGUCUUCACCUCAACUUGUUGUUUUUUGCUGACUUUGUUGCUAACGCAAGUGCUUGUGAUGACACAGAUGCGUUCUAAAGCAUCUGGCUCCAAAGAAAGCUUUAAAGUGGGUGGCCGAAUAUUUACGACCUGGCCGAAUUUAUGACUCAAACCAGUAGAUAUUUUUUUUAAUAGGAACAACUUCUAGGAAAAUGUAUUUUAGUAUUCUUUUUUUUCUGACUGCUCUGGAGAGGUUUCACAGUACUGUAUUUAGAAAAGGCUAUUUAUGCACCCCAAAAUAGCCCCAAAAACCCAGGAGGCUUAAAGUGUUUUUGUCCAUCCAUCCAUCUGUAAGAAACUCUUACAGUUUUCAUCUAGUUCAAAUGACACUUGGUGUACAACAGCAUGAUGAAAAGAACAUGUUAUUGUGACUUUCAGGUUCUGUUAUUAAUUUUUGAGUUUUGCCACUUUUUGGAAUAUGUUAAUAUAUGUACCUUGUGUACCGGUACUCGGAUGCUCCUACAAUAUCUGUCCAAUUUAAAUAAAACUUGAUAUACAUCAUUAGUAUGAAGCGCAUUUAAGUGGGCUUCUUAGGAACUAUUGUUCUAAAUGCUUCCAUUCUCUUCAUUAGUCUUUGGCAUUAAAGAAUUACCAUUUUGAGCCAGGUUCUAUAAAUCAAAUUUACAGUUUACAAAAUUAUGCCCCCUUUUCUACUGAAAAAAGCUAUUAUUAUGUUGAAGAGUUUCAUUUAGUCAAGCAUGCUGUCGUUAGAUAGCUCUUUUUAUAUUACAUGCCUGUUAUUCUUAUGUUUUAUCUGCUCAUUUUAUCAUCUUUUAUCUUUGCUUUAUAUACCUGAUGUUUCUUUGUCAUGAUCAAAAUUUUAUGGCUUGCUACGGUUGUGUCAGAGUUAAGAUUCCUGAUUCUAUUUUUAAAGGGUUUUUUUUAUAGAUUCUUUUUGUUCACAUUAAAUUUUAACAUGCACAUGUGCCAAUUUUGAAUUAGUACUUAUUUAUCUAAGAAAAUAUAUAUAUAGUUUGGUACAGCCAUUGUUUAUAGAGUUUGUAGAAAGGAAAGUGUUGACAAGGGAGCUGAAUUUUGUGUAAUUGUUUAUACAUUCAGCCUGCUAACAUUGUAAAGCAUACUAUAAGACCUUACCUUCUCUGCCAUUUUACUGUAGAAGGGAAUGCAUGUUUUUUUUUGCCCCCGGCAUCUACUGAUCCGGGAGGUAUAUAGUGAUUGUCCUGUCCGUCCGUUCGUUCGUUAGUCCAUCCGUAUGAGGUUAACCAAAUGGGACCGUUUCAUCUGGCAUAAAUACCCCUUACUAGAAUGACUUAAUACUAAUGCAGAUGUAACCUGUGACCAUUCCUCAUCUUCACACAUCACCUGAUCUCAGUUUGACCUUGACCUCAUUUUGGACUUAGGUUGCUUUAUAUGGGCCAUCUCUUGGUUAACCAAAUGGGACCGUUUCGUCUAGUAUCAAUACCCCUUACUAGAAUGAUUUGAUACUAAUGCAGAUGUAACCUGUGACCAUUCCUCAUCUUCACACAUCACCUGACCUCAUUUUGACCUUGAACUUGACCUUGUUUUGGACUUAGGUUGCAUUUUUAUCGACAAGGAUGCCACCGCCCCAUCAAGCAUUUAUUGAACGUAGCUUCUUGUUUAUUAUUGAAAUAUAAUACUCUUUUACUGGUAAACUUUUUGUAAGGUUUUGAAGAAAUAUGUUAUUCUACUGCUUCUACAGUAACUUUUGUAUAUUGAAUUUUCUCCAAACAAUUUGGUGUCUCACGUAGUUUUAAUGCAGAUUUAUAUUUACAAUAUGGUAAAAACCUGGUACACUAAUGGGUCUAGGAACAAAUCUGAGAAAAUAAUGCACUUCCUUGCCUUGUGUUUUAAGUCCUUAAUUUUUAUGCCCCCUUUUGAAGUAAAAUGUGGUCUAGAACUUUGAAAAUUAUGGUCCAGGUCAUCCUAAACCAUGGUCCGGGUUGUCCCAUGGUCCAUGUUGUCCCUAAUUCCUCUGAAACUAAUAUUUUGUUAAUUAUGCACCCUUUAUACUUAAAUUUCAGGUUAAUUUUGAUGCAAUUUCACUAUGUCUUUGUUAUUACUGAAUGGAUUUGAUUUGAACUGAUAUGUUCAUGAUAUGAACCACAUGAUAUGCCACAAGGUCCAUAACUCAGGCACCAAUAUUUUUUAAAUUAUGGCUCCUAACUUAGAAUUUCAGGUUUAAAGUUGUGGUACCUUUUCAAUCUAUCUCUGGUAUAACUUAACAGAUUUUAAUUAAAACAGUUGUCAUUUAUAACCUCGGACAUCACAUGACUUAAAGACUGUCCUCUGAUUCAUAUAUUUCAUGAACUAUGUCCCCCUUUUGGCUUUGAAUUUCAUGUUAAACUUUUAUGCACUUCCACUCUAUCUUGGUAUUAAAAUACCAAAUGUAUAUGAUCUAAGCUUAAAAUAUUUGUUCCUGAAAUUUGUCAUGAUGCAGAAUAAAUAAAUGUAGGAUUUUAAAGUGCUUGACAAAAAUUUAAGAAUGAGCUAAAUAAAAGCCUUAGAUUUUUUCACUGACUUCAUAGUUUUUCCUUUUGUAACUCUACGGUUAUUAAAGAAAUGGAAAGAAGUUGUUUUUUAAUUGAGCAAAUUUUUCCGUAGCAGCGGCUAUCAUAUUAUUUUGAAGAUUAUAUGUGUCUAGUCCAAAAACUGACUAAAAAUGUAAUGCCUGACCUGACAGGUGGUUAUGAUAAGGAAAAACUUGUAAAAAGACCCAGUUAUUUCCGACAAACUUCCUGCAAAUGAACUUCACUGAUUUCGUCCACUUUAUGUUUCAAUUUUCUAAUCAUUGCAAUUGUUACAGGUGUACUUCAAAUGAUUAUGUAAACUCCCUGCUGUCUAUGGCAGUCUAAUUCAGAAGGUAAAUGCAGUGCAGUUUAAAUAGAACAUAAAUUGUUUAUCCUUUAUUUUGCUCUUUGUAUCAGAUAUAAAUUUAUGAUUGUUAUUAAAGUCAGCAUGACACAGAUGUUUUAAGAUACACCCAUAUUUGUUAUUUUAUGGCAUAUUGUUUUAGUGGCAUUUUUGUUGAUUUUAUCACUUUUGUAUAAUUUAUAUUACCACUUUUAAAUGUUACAUGAUGUUUAAGUUACAAAGAAAUAAAGGUGUUGAAUUGUU
Mercenaria mercenaria is the source of this 5923-nucleotide messenger RNA. RefSeq lists its product as uncharacterized. The record is from RefSeq and is a predicted model, not a curated record. The transcript has 2 exons. Gene Ontology annotation, cellular component: mitochondrion. The coding region runs from base 107 to 766 and encodes 219 amino acids. Lineage: Eukaryota; Metazoa; Mollusca; Bivalvia; Venerida; Veneridae.